AUGACUUCAGCGCCACCCUCCCCCCUCCGCGCAGCCAAUGCCGCUUCCUCCGCGCCAGUCCCCCCUCCAGUCAUGAAACCCUCCGCGCCGCCCGUGAAUAUCCUCCCGACCCAACUCGCCCGAACAUACUCGUUCCUCCAUCCCGCCGCGCUGCUGGCCAUCCUGGCCGUCCGGUUCGAGGCGCUGGUCGCUGAGCCCGUCGCGGAAAUGCUGAAUACCCUCCCGUUCCUGGCGCUGCUGCAGGUGACAUACGUGAUGAUUUGUCUGCCGCCGGCGGGGUCGGCGCCGUCCUCGAAGACGGGCAGCGACUCUGGCUCCGGCGCUACGUCCCCGGUAGGCGAGGGCGACGACAAAGAGAAAGAGAAAAGGAAACUCCCGCUUCGGGCUGGGAAGCUCAGCCGGAGGAAGACCCAGUCGCAUUCGGCGGGUUUGUCGGCGAAGCUGACGCCCGCCCUCCUCUCUCUGACCCUCACCUUCCUCCUCGCGACCCCCGUCCUCGCCAUCCUACUCGUCCUCUUCGGCGUCCCGCUGACAACGCACAAUGCCGAGACGGUCCUGUGCGCCGCGCACAUGGCGCUCCUGGCCUCUACGGCGCUGAUCUACGUGCAUGGUGUCGAUGGCGCCGUGUGGCGCGAGGUGUGGGCGUUUGCGCGCCCCGCUGAUGCUGUCUGGGGCGGUGCGCUGGGGACUGCCCUUGGGGCGUGGUUUGGUGCUGUGCCGAUUCCCUUGGAUUGGGAUCGUCCGUGGCAGGCUUUUCCUAUUACCAUUCUGACGGGUGCGUAUAUCGGAUUUGCGGUCGGGUCUGUGGUUUCUCGUUCGUCGUGGUUGUUUGGUAGAUGGCUUGAGUUUAUGCCGGAGCAGGAUGAGGUUGAGGCUAAGAAGACGGAGUGA
This is a messenger RNA of Aspergillus thermomutatus, 891 nucleotides long. It is a transcript of the gene GPI11, whose product is annotated as PIG-F family protein. The record is from RefSeq and is a predicted model, not a curated record. NCBI's taxonomy places the organism in Eukaryota, Fungi, Ascomycota, Eurotiomycetes, Eurotiales, Aspergillaceae. Gene Ontology annotation, biological process: GPI anchor biosynthetic process. The transcript is spliced from 3 exons. Gene Ontology annotation, cellular component: endoplasmic reticulum membrane. Bases 1 to 891 code for a protein of 296 amino acids.